Messenger RNA from Perca fluviatilis (European perch), 1902 nucleotides. RefSeq names its product dehydrogenase/reductase (SDR family) member 7Cb (gene dhrs7cb). The record is from RefSeq and is a predicted model, not a curated record. Gene Ontology annotation, molecular function: all-trans-retinol dehydrogenase (NAD+) activity. NCBI's taxonomy places the organism in Eukaryota, Metazoa, Chordata, Actinopteri, Perciformes, Percidae. The transcript has 7 exons. Gene Ontology annotation, cellular component: sarcoplasmic reticulum membrane. Bases 171 to 1112 code for a protein of 313 amino acids. Gene Ontology annotation, biological process: regulation of release of sequestered calcium ion into cytosol by sarcoplasmic reticulum.
AGCAGGUUCCAGUGGACAGCAGCAGGACGGACAGACAGACAGACAGAGGAACAGAGCUGUGUGAAUGGACGAGGAAGAUAGUGGGAGAAGGGCCUCUGUUACCUAACUAAAUCCGGAAAAAACAACAGCCAGUCCUGCUGAAGGAUUAGCUGCCUGUUCGUGCUGCUAACAUGGCCCUGCCCUCUGUGAUGGUGUUGCCCCUGCUAAUUGUCCUGGCGGCUGGGGUCUACUACAUCUACAAUGAGGUCAUGCAGUUUAUGUCCAAGUCCUUAGUGCGAAACAAAGUGGUGGUGAUCACUGAUGCUGUGUCAGGGCUGGGAACUGAGUGUGCCCAUCUCUUCCAUAAGGGCGGUGCCAGACUGAUCCUGUGUGGGACUAGCUGGGAUAAGCUUGAGUCUCUGUAUGACUAUCUGACUAAUGAUGCUGACCCCAGAGAGACAUUUGCCCCAAAGCUGGUUAUCCUGGACUUCAGCGAUAUGGACAGCAUGGAGAACGUGGUGGCUGAGGUGGUGGAGUGUUACGGCUGUGUGGAUGUGUUGAUCUGUAACAGCAGCAUGAAGCUGAAGGCCCAGGUGCAAAGUGUCUCCCUGGAAAUGGACAGAAAUAUAAUGGACAUUAACUACUUCGGCCCCAAUACUCUGGCCAAAGGUGUUCUUCCAACAAUGAUCUCAAGAAGAUCGGGGCACAUUCUGCUGGUCAACAGCAUCCAGGGAAGACUGGCUGUCCCAUUCAGAAGUUCAUACGCUGCAUCUAAGCAUGCGGCGCAGGCCUUCUUCGACUGCCUGCGGGCUGAAGUGGAGGAGUUUGGCAUAGUUGUUAGCACCAUCAGUCAUACCUUUAUCAACGCCUCUGACCCGCCACCUGGGGAGGAGCCUGCCCCUAAACCAAACACCCUGGCUGCAUUUAUCACCAGCCAGUUGACCCACGGUGUGCGCCCGUCAGUCCUGGCCAAUGAGAUUAUGCAAACUGUGAACAGGAAGAAGAAGGAGGUUGUACUGGCCCACCCCAUCCCUAGGGUGGCCCUCUACCUCCGCUCCCUCUUCCCCUCCUUCCUCUUUGCUGUGCUGGCUGCUGGAGUGAAGGACUCAGUCCUGGCUGAACCGAUGCAGUAAGAGAAAAUCUGAAAUGGAAUCAUAAAGAGAUGUGAAAUAAAACAAGAAUUGUUUGGAAAUUGUAGACAUGUAAUAGUAUAUGCUUGGUUGGCACAGCAGGGGCUUUAGGGGCAUGGCUACAUAUAUGCUAGAGCCCUGCACGGGCCCAAAAAUCUAGGCCCUGGCCCAGCUCUGGCCCGAGACGCUCAGGCCCUUGGCCGACAGCUUAUUAGAAUUUUCGGCCUGAGCCUGAAUGGAGCCAGUGUUUUUUUCUUUUUCCUCCUCCCCAUAACACAGCCUACACUACUGUUGCAGUCAUUAAAGUAGUUCAGUUUUGCAUUUCAUGGCAAAGUGGUUAUAUUUUGUUUAAUUUCUUGAUUAAUUUAAUUUUGAAAGAGUUUGGAGCCUUUCUUCCUUCUCUUUCUUGUAAAUUAAUGCUUUUGUUUUAUAAAGUUCCUCCCCCAGUAAACUUUGAGCGUCAAACACUUCAUUUCCUGCAUUCUGGUGAAUUUUUGGUGUUUUUUCAUCUUAACAACAAAUCUAUUAGAGAAUGUUUAAAUUUACAUGACAGUCAAAAUCACAACAAAUCACAUUUUUAUUUUUCACACUCCUGUUUUGUUCUUUAACCCCAUAUGUAGCACAGGAAGACUCAUAGUUAGUGGCCAAGUCUGCCAUUCCCACGCUGUAUUUAAAUUGCCUUUACAUGUAAAACAAUGUAUUCUUGUAAUCCAGCCUCACUGUUUACUGUUAUCGCCUCCUACCGCUGUAACAGAGCAAACAGCAAAUCAAAUAAAAGUAAUCUUGCAUUUUG